UCAAACAGUUUCCUGUUAUGUUUUGUUUUCUUGUUGUUGUUAGAAUAAUUGAGAAUUUCACAAUGAAUUGGAUUUUAUUAGAAUUAUUCUAAUUUCAAAUUUAAUCUAGAGCAGUAAUAAUUAAUAAUCUAUAUCUUAGAAUAAGAAUUCCGUGAUUUCUCCGACGCCACGCUCAUCAUAUGAUGCGUGUAGUCGUAAUGUCGUAAUGUUAAUGACCGAGAGUCAGUAGUCAGUCACAAGUCAGUGUAAGUAAUUGAGUCUAAUGGCCAAAUGGCAGUUGAGUUGAUGAGUGUACACUAGAUCUUGAUUUCUAUUAAAAAAUUUAAAAUAACUUGCCACAGAAAAACAAGAUGGUUGAAGUAUCUAGUGACUUUCGUAGCCAAAUUUCUAACAUAAUUGCUGAUGGAAACAAGCCAGAAGCAUGGAAGGAAUAUAUAGACAUAGUUAAGAACAAAGUGGAGACUUUAAAUGAAUUCAAGGAGAGAAAAAAUAACAUCCUUAACUACAUGUAUAAGACAGCAUUCAAGAUGCUGCCAGAAACUGAUCAGUCAUUAUCAUAUGCUGAGUUAUACAUUGAUUAUGUGAUGUUUAAAAGCAGUUUAGAAAGUCUAGAAGAUGCUGAAAAAAUGAUGUCCUUUGCACGUAGAAGGAUGCGUCGUUUUUCUGUCAUUCACGUGGCUAGCGCCCAGCUUGAACUUAAAAAAGGUAACAAAGAUAGAGCAAUUCAAAUUCUUCAAAGGGCGCCUUCUGUAGGUGCCAGGCCCCUUGCUUAUUUAACUGUUGCUCUAAGGAGGAUUUAUGAAGGAAAAACAAUAUUGCUGGACUCUGAACUUGAGUCAACAGAAUCAGCUGAUGUUGUUAGCCCAGAAAAUGGUAAAGAAUUUUCUGAGGAUUGGACAACUUCACAGUACACUGGAACAUUUGAGACAAAUAAAGAAGUCAGCCAAUCAGACACAUUGGAAGUACAAAAUGCUCUUGACUUGAUAACAAGACAAAACAUUCAACAAAUUUCCUCAUCAUCAGCCAAAGCUCAACUUAGUCAGCUAGAGGUGAAACGUGAACUAAGCCUAGGCUCUAACUCUUUUGCACAUAUUUACCAAACACCCCAGCAACAACACCAUAAUAAAGAAAAAGGUGAUUACAGUACAACAAAGAGAACCUUAAGCCAUUACUACAGUACCCCAGAAUUAAGACACAAUGUUGGCAGUGUGAUAAAAAGAUCUGUCAGAAAAUUUCCUUUAGCUGAUUUGGGUCCUCCCAGACGUGUGAAGAUAAACCCCAAUGCCAAAAAUCAAGAAUCUGCUGAUGAUGACACUGGUGAUAGUUUAGCCUCAGCUAACCCGAUAUUUCACUCUCUCACCAGACCACCUGCCUUAAUAUCUAGCUCUGGUAAUUCUGUGAGUACCAAAGAUAAGCUGUUUGAGCCUGUGGGAUCUCAGGUUUUGAACAAUAAAUUAACACAUCCAAUUACUAAAAAUGAGUCUAACUCACAUAUGAGUGUACCUAACUCAUCUCUCACAUUUGGCUGUAAUGCUGAUUUGGGCAGCUGCCCAAAGCUGUCAAAUGAAACAUCAAACACUGGUACCAAUUCAUAUUUUGAAAGAAAUCAAACUAAAGAAAAAGUAGCAGAGGAAAAUAUUAUAGCAAGGUCAGAAUUACCGGAUGCAAUAACUCAUAAACAAUAUGAGCAUGCAGUAGCUAGAAAGCUAGCUCUUCACAAUGAUUCUUCAAAUGUACAAAAGGCAUUCACCUAUAAACUACCAGAUAGCAAUUUAGCUCAAAAUUAUGUUCCACCUGUAGUAGAAGAUGAAACUUGGAAAAAACAACAAAAUCAAUUGAAACAUCAGUUUGGAGGUGCAAACAAUUUACAAAGCUCAGUUCCUCAUCAGACACCCUCUGCAUCUGUCUUGACACAGGACCAAAGUAAUGGAAUUAGUAAUGAAAAGACAAUAUAUGUUAAUAAUGUUCCCUACAAAGUAUUGCGUCUUGUUGGUCGAGGGGGUUCCGCAAAAGUCUAUCAAGUCUUUGAUCCAACAUCUAAUGUUAUUAGAGCACUAAAGGUUGUGAACUUGAUGUGCUCUAAUGACAUCGUUAGAGAAGGUUAUAAAAAUGAAAUCAGUCUUCUUAAAAAGUUACAGCACUGUGAUCGUGUCAUCAAACUCUUUGACUCUGAGUAUGUAGAGGCAAGUGAGAAACUUCUUGCAGUUUUAGAAUUUGGAGAAACAGAUUUAGAAAAAUUCAUCUCUAAUAAUGUAAAAAGCCAGAAAGAACUAUCACCUAUUACAGUCUGUUACUAUUGGUCACAAAUGGUUACUGCUGUACAUGCAAUGCAUCAAGAAGGUGUAAUCCAUUCUGAUCUUAAACCGGCAAAUUUUAUCUUGGUGUCUGGGAAUGUCAAAUUGAUUGAUUUUGGUAUUGCAAAUUCACUACAACAAGAGUGCACUAGUGUUUUAAAAGAAAAUAGAAUUGGCACGCCUAGUUACAUGAGCCCUGAAGCCCUCAUUGCAAAUAAUUCAACUCCCCAGCCAAGAUUCAAGGUUGGGAAGCGCAGUGAUGUUUGGUCUUUAGGUUGUAUAUUAUAUUUGAUGGUUUAUGGUCACACACCUUUCCAGCAUGUUAGAAAUAAAAUGGAGGCCAUCAUAAAUCCAGCACACAUUAUUCCCUUCCCUGACAAGGGGGAUCCAGCAUUAAUGGACAUUUUAAAAAAGUGUUUAAAUCGUGAGGUGUCCCAAAGGCCAACUACUGAUGAAAUAUUAAUGCAUCCUUAUCUCCAAAAAAAGACUAUAGGAGAAAAGCCUGCCCCUAAUUUGCAAUCCAAGUUAAGUCAAUUAAAAGCUGAUAUUUCGGUUGCUUCUCCAAGAACAAAACAAGCAUUAAUCAAGAGCCUGAAGGAUUUUGCAACCGGUCUUGAGUAGCACAAAGAUCAAGUGAUGAAACAAAUGUGUAAUUGCUGUGAAAAAAUUGUUGGAAUAUAUGUGACUUAAAAAGGUGUAACAAUAUCUAAUUUCAAUUAUUUUGUUUAUAAUUUGUUUUAAAUGUACAUUGUCAUGCAUUUAUCUCUCUCAGACAUAGUCUGAAUGUAUUCUGUGUGUGCUGUACUGGGGGUUAAACUACUUUUGUUUUUCAAAAAACCU
Physella acuta is the source of this 3134-nucleotide messenger RNA. Its product is annotated as dual specificity protein kinase TTK. Gene Ontology annotation, biological process: chromosome segregation; peptidyl-serine phosphorylation; mitotic spindle assembly checkpoint signaling. Lineage: Eukaryota; Metazoa; Mollusca; Gastropoda; Physidae. The record is from RefSeq and is a predicted model, not a curated record. Gene Ontology annotation, molecular function: protein binding; ATP binding; protein serine/threonine/tyrosine kinase activity. Gene Ontology annotation, cellular component: kinetochore; nucleus.